AUGGCUCUCCAUACAAGCACUGUGAUCUCCAGAAAAGUCUCAGACAUCCUGGCCCACGUCAGCCGGGUACACCUCGCUUUCCCGGACCAUAUCCCCCUUUACUCGCUUUCGGCUACUUCCGAGGUAGACUCGAGAAACCUGCAGGAUCUUGUUUCAAGCGUAAGCGCGCUAUCCCCACAUUCAGUAGGAUGUCUAUCCGCGCCCAUACCCUCGAGCAGCCCGGCUCUGCAGGCUAGCAUAGCGUGCUCGAUGGCUAUGUUUCGCAAGGACCAUGCUACGGCUUUCAGAAGUGAUUUACCCGGGAGGAGCGCACCUCAAGUCGGUCGAUGGCACGCAUUCCGGAAAAAAGACCAGACUGGCUUUGGUACCGGAGAGACCGUCCAAGCCGAGACCGAGAACGUCAACUGGGACGAUGUGUGGGCGAAGAACGUCGACGUGCCUUCCCUUCCUUCCGAGCUGCAAGCCAUACCAGCAGAUGAGGCGCAUACAAUCAUCUAUCUGUCUGACGGCUCCCCGGAGGGCCUUUCAAACUCGCUCCAAGCACUGCCCAUGGCUACCAAGAUAGGGCUCAUCGCGUCUUCCACGCCAUUCAUCACCGGCCGGCCAUAUACCCUCUUUCAUGGCAAAUCAGUGUACUCGUCUGGUGCAGUAGGCCUCUGCAUCCACUCAUCUUCUCGUCCGGAGCUACACGUAGACUUUCCGGGUAUGCAGGCCCUGACGCCGCCCAUGGUCAUUACAGAAUCGGAAGGAAACCUGGUCCUCGCGCUGGACGAUGAAAACCCAUCGCGCGUGCUCCUCUCAGCAAUCGAGAGCGGAAGGAACUUCUCGGCGACAGACGACCAAAGCGCGAAGCUUCUCAAGGUCAUGAAAGACGACACGUUCUUCCUCGGCACUCUCGAACCUGGCACCUCAAAAAUACGCCAAGUCUACCAUAUAAUCUCCGGAGACCCUGCUCGAGGUUCGCUGGCGAUGGAGAGCGAUUCCGCGCCCUCUCAAAGAACGAAAGUCCAGAUCUUCCGCUCGCCCGCGCACGCCAACUCGAAUAUGCUGUCUCGCUUUAAGUUGUCCUCGAGCGAGAACGGAAGUCUGCGGCGAAUGGCGUUCGCAGUCGCGCCAUCAGACCCUAUGCACGGCGAGUCUGGGGACCACGGCGAGACUGUAAUACUCGAAGACACGUUCUUGACAGCGUCGGAGAACGGGUUCGUCGUCGAUCGCCACGCACCUGGUGGGACAGAGCGCGAGCAGCCUUGGAUGUGCAAGCUACCGGGAGCUGUAGCGGAGCUGCGGUGGGUCUCGGCGUCGUAG
Molecule: messenger RNA, 1305 nt
Organism: Fomitopsis serialis
Lineage: Eukaryota; Fungi; Basidiomycota; Agaricomycetes; Polyporales; Fomitopsidaceae
Exons: 5
Coding region: 1-1305 (434 amino acids)
Source: RefSeq, a predicted model, not a curated record